AUGAGUUUAGAUAUUACGAGGGCAUCGGUAAAACAGAGUUUGUCAAGGCUUCUAUGGAAUAACAGCCGCGCCCUCAAGUUCCUGAACAUCAGUUUGAACUCUAAGCCGGUGCUGCUAUUCCUGCUAUCCAUCUCCUCCAGCUCCCUCUUUGUGCUUGUAUACAAUGUUAUCAAGUUGAUCAACUAUUUCAAGCUGAAGUCGCUUCAAAAGGGUCAGUUGGAUCUUUCGAAGCGCAACUUCUACAAAAAAGGUUCCGAUUAUCGUAUCAUCAAUGUUCCUUACAAGAACAACAAUCUAAAGGUGAAAAUAGAUCGCACAAAUCCAGAUAAAUAUGAGCACGAUAAACUGGUUUUUAAAAAGUUCCUUCGCGACACGGAGUUCAGCGAUAUGACUGACAGUGUGGUUGAGUCUAAGUUUCUCAAGAAACUGUACAUUAUCUGGCGACAUGUGCUUAUUCCAAAAGUGCUACAUCCCAAUAGCACUAUCCUCGUUGGACAGUUACUUUGUCUGAUUGCACGAACCUGGAUGAGCUUACUGGUUACAAGACUAGAUGGACAAAUAGUGAAAGAUCUCAUAGGGCUCCGAGGAAAGGCAUUUUUGCGAGGCAUCGUUUAUUGGUUCUUGUUUGCGUUUCCUGCUUCGUACAUUAAUUCUGGAAUAGGGUUUUUAACACACCGUCUUGCCCUCAACUUCCGAACCAAUCUAGUCAGAUAUUGUCACGACUUGUACAUGGACCCUAGAAUGGUAUAUUACAAGCUACAAUUCAAUCAGAAUCAGUCAGACGUGUAUAAGAUUGAUUUCAACUACGUUGAUCAAUACCUAACGGAAGACAUCAAGAAGUUCAGCGACUCACUGACAUCCAUGUUUCUGAAUGUUGGCAAGCCGACAGUUGAUCUUAUAUUCUUUGCCAUCUAUCUACGUGACAAUAUCGGUAGCGCAGGUAUUUCUGGAAUUCUGAUGUGCUAUUUCCUGACCGGAUGGUUUUUGAAGCGCCACUCGCCCAACUUCAGCAGAAUAUGGAAAACAAAGACACAUCUAGAAGGAAUAUAUUACAACUACAAUUUGAACCUAAUCAAUAACUGCGAGGAAAUUUCGUUCUAUAAAGGAAUCAAGAUCGAGAAAAGUAAGGUCCACAAAAUAUUCAACAAUCUUCUAUCGCAUUCAAACUUGGAGAUAAACGCAAAAUUCCACUAUGGACUUCUAGAGGAGUAUAUCUUGAGAUACGCUUGGCCUGCCUUUGGCUAUUUCUUUUCCAGUUUCCCUAUUUUGCUGAACUACAACUCUGCAGAUUCGGACAGCAUCAAAGGUUUCAUUGUCAACAAGAGAUUGAUGCUAAACAUGGCUGAUGCUGGAUCUCGUCUGAUGUAUUCAAUCAAAGACAUUAGCAGCUUGAGCGGAGUCACAGAUCGCAUUUUCACUUUGCUACUCAAUUUGCAUGAAGUCCACGAUAACAAUUUCCAAUAUGGUAUUGCCUCUAACGGAUUUGGCUCUCAAUUGAAACUUACGUCAUUCACUUCAAGAUUGCGUGUUCCUUCCAGCUCCCAAAUCGGAAUCAACGGAACAAUUCAGACGUCAUAUCCUGGUCUCCGCUUUGAAAACAUCCCAGUGAUAGUGCCAUCGCCAGAAGGAGUCAAUGGCACCAAAUUAUUGAGCAGCUUGAACUUCAAAUUAAAUCUGGGUGAAACUUUGUUGAUAUUGGGGAAAAACGGAAUUGGAAAAACGUCCAUUAUGCGUAUCAUUUCGGAACUAUGGCCGCUGUAUCGUGGACUCCUAUCAAAGCCUGCACCAAAUGAAAUAAUGUAUGUUUCGCAGAAAUCUUACUUCAUCAACGGUUCCUUACGAGAUCAAAUAAUAUAUCCUCUGAACCACUUGCAAAUGAUUGAAAAGGGAUACACAGAUCUCCAACUGAUGACUUAUCUGAAUGAAGUUGGGCUUGGGUAUUUGAUAGAAAGAUUUGGAAAUUUGGAUUUCCAUCCAAAUGAAGCUGAACCCAUCAUGACCGACGAGUUGAUUGUCAACGGGAAAAGUGUUAAGAUAUAUAAUUCCAACGCCGGUUUAGGGGACGGGAAGAAGAGCUGGCAUACAUUGCUUAGUGGAGGCGAACGCCAAAAAUUGAUCAUGGCUAGAGUGCUGUUUCAUCAAAAGAAGUUCGUGAUUCUUGACGAGCCCACAAAUGCGAUAUCUUAUGACUAUGAGGACGCAAUUUUCGAGAUGAUGAAGGCUAAAAAGUUUACUUUCAUCACUAUCAGCCAUCGCGAAACUUUGGUCAAGUACCACGAUUAUGUGCUUCGCCUGAAUGACGUUGACAACUAUGAGUUCGAGAAGGUAGACGACGGCCUGAAGACGUUUGAAAGCAUGGACAAAGAGAUUGCAUUCCUAAAAGCAGAACUAGAACAGAUGGACAGAGCCAAAGAGAGGAAACAGGAACUGCUAAAUCUACUAAGUGGCCCUGAGGAAUAA
Ogataea haglerorum is the source of this 2460-nucleotide messenger RNA. RefSeq lists its product as uncharacterized. Gene Ontology annotation, cellular component: peroxisomal membrane. The record is from RefSeq and is a predicted model, not a curated record. Lineage: Eukaryota; Fungi; Ascomycota; Pichiomycetes; Pichiales; Pichiaceae. Gene Ontology annotation, biological process: long-chain fatty acid import into peroxisome; peroxisome organization; very long-chain fatty acid catabolic process. The coding region runs from base 1 to 2460 and encodes 819 amino acids. The transcript has a single exon. Gene Ontology annotation, molecular function: ABC-type transporter activity; long-chain fatty acid transmembrane transporter activity; ATP binding.